AUGCCCGAGUUUGUUUUUCAUCCGCAAGUCGUACAUAGUUUAUUACUAAGGGAAGUUUUACAGCCUAAUCCUAAGGAGUUUUGGGCUAAGGUUGCUGGCCGUUGCAUACGGUUUAGUGCCGAAGAAUUUUACCUAAUUUCUAGUUUAGAUUGUUUCGGUGAUUGCAACAAGUUGUUGUUUUUACAGGAAACAAAUCAAUCGGUAGAAACAUGUUUCCGUGGUGUAAAAACUAUUGACAACAAAGCCAUCGAGGAUGCUUUUUUGGGUAGUCGGUGGGGUUUGGAUGAGUCUAUUGGUUUGAAAAUGGCUGUUUUGUAUUUCAUUCAGUGUUUUCUUCUUAGCAAUACUCCUGACAAAGAAGUGUCUAGGUUUGUUCUAGAUGUAGUUGAUAGCGGUCGGUGGGAUGAGUAUUGUUGGGGUAGGGAAUCAUUUGAAUUGACAAUUGACUCAUUCAAAGGUAGGAUUGAGCAUGGGAUCAUUAUGAAAAAUAGAAAGGCAGAGAAGGGAGGCCAAUAUGAUGGCUGGUAUAGGGCAUUGGGAUGUCCUUGGGUUUUCACUGUUUGGUUUUAUGAAUGCUGUCCUGCAAUGGUGAACUCUUUCUGUAAGAGAGUUUCAUCUUCUAUUCCCAGGAUUCUGAACUGGAGCAACACCAUCGUCACCAAAAAUCCAACCCUUCGAGACUUGAAGGGCAAGAUUUUUGAUUUACCUUUGGAGAAGUUGAAGAUAAAAAACAUGCGUCCUACUGAUGAAGAGAGGCAGCAGCUUCAACUUGACGGUCUAUUUAUCGAUGAAUCUAUUGAUGAAUGUGGUGUAGCGAAGCAAUCCUUCGAGGGUGGGUCAUCUUCAAAGAAGUCUGAUUCAGCAGAUAUUGAUUGGAUGAAAUCUAAGCUGGAGAUGCUCAUUUCGAAUCAAUCAUCAUUGGCCGAGGACUUCAUUUCAUUGAGGUGUUUUGUUGAUUUUAAUUUCAAAUCCGUAAUGACUGUAAUUAAGGAUAUCCAAGAGAAAGUUAAUGCCAUUCAUCGUCGUCCUUCUGACGAGGGAAAGUCAUCGGAUGAAUUAGUAACUCAAGAUUCUGAUGAUGAUGCUGAUGAUGAUGAUGAUGAUGAUGAUGAUGCCGAGGUUGAUGAGAAGCAAUUGCCUGAUCCAGAAAAUAUUGAUUCCGACUCCGACGAUGGUGGUGAGUUGGUUAAAGUUGGUGGGGAUGCUGAUGAUGCUGACAAGGCUGUUACCGCCGUUCCUUCGCCGAUGUGA
This is a messenger RNA of Cannabis sativa, 1251 nucleotides long. RefSeq lists its product as uncharacterized. The record is from RefSeq and is a predicted model, not a curated record. Bases 1 to 1251 code for a protein of 416 amino acids. Lineage: Eukaryota; Viridiplantae; Streptophyta; Magnoliopsida; Rosales; Cannabaceae. The transcript has 3 exons.